AUGGCGGACGACAUCGAGGCCAAGGAGCCUCACAAUGAAUUCGACACUAUUUUGGUCCUGGACUUUGGCAGCCAGACGAGUCACUUAAUUCUCCGUCGAUUGCGAAGCCUCCAGGUCUAUGCUGAGAUGCUGCCGUGCACCACCAAACUGGCGGACCUUCCCUUCAAGCCGAAGGGCAUUGUGCUGUCCGGAGGACCGUCAUCUGUCUACGAUCAAGACGCACCCCACGUCGACCCCGCUAUCUUGGAGCUCGGUAUUCCGAUCUUGGGUAUUUGUUACGGUUGCCAGGAAAUCGCUUGGAGGAUCAACUCGGAGAACGUUGCCCGUGGAGAGCACCGAGAGUAUGGCCAUACCGACGUGAAUAUCCAUCACACAAAUGACUCUAGCAUCAAUCGCCUCUUCGCCGGUCUAGGCGAGACGAUACAUGUCUACAUGAGUCACUUUGACAAGCUCACGAGGUUGCCCUCUGAAUUUGUGGUGAUUGCGAGCAGCAAAAACUCUGAAUAUGCCGGAAUCGCUCACCAGACAAAGCCAAUCUAUGGCGUGCAAUUCCACCCAGAGCUGGAGCACACGCCGCGUGGCAUUGAGAUUCUGCGCAACUUUGCUGUCAACAUCUGUGGAGCGCAAGCUAGCUGGGUGAUGAAAAACUUCAGGGACAAGGAAAUCGUUCGCAUCAGGAACCUUGUUGGCAGUAGCGCACAGGUUAUUGGCGCAAUUAGCGGGGGGGUCGAUUCGACUGUUGCAGCCAAGCUUAUGAAAGAGGCAAUUGGCGAUCGCUUCCACGCUAUUCUGGUUGAUAAUGGUGUGAUGCGGCUAAACGAAUGCGAACAGGUCAAGGAGACUCUUAGAGAGCAUCUUGGCAUCAACCUGACGGUUGUUGAUGGAGCGGAAUUGUUCCUCUCCCGUCUCAAGGGUGUGACUGAGCCUGAGCAGAAGCGCAUGAUUAUCGGAGAAACCUUUGUGCAUCUUUUUCAAAAGGAAGCAAGCCGACUAGAGCAGGAAGCCGAGAAGACACAAAACGCAGGCCCUAUUCUUUGGCUUUUGCAAGGCACCCUCUACCCUGAUGUAAUCGAGAGUGUCUCUUACAAAGGUGGAGAUCCUGCAUAUGUUCGACCAAGUGCAACUAUCAAGACCCAUCACAAUGUUGGCGGCUUGCCCAAAACACUCAAGCUUAAGCUCAUUGAGCCGCUGCGAGAAAUGUUCAAGGACGAGGUUCGAAAAUUUGGGGCAGAGCUGGGCAUCCACAGAGAUCUUCUCAUGCGGCACCCGUUCCCUGGCCCUGGCAUCGCCAUUCGAAUCUUGGGCGAGGUGACUCCUGAGAGGGUCGCUAUGGCCCGAGCUGCCGACAACAUCUUCAUAUCCGAGAUCAGGGCGGCUGGCGUGUACGAUCUGAUGAGUCAAGCCUAUGUUGCGAUUAGCCAGGAUAGGGCUGUGGGUGUCCAAGGCGAUGCCAGGGUCUACGGAUAUAUCGCUAUCCUUCGUGCCGUCAAGACACUCGAUUUCAUGUCGGCAGAGCCUUACGAAUUCGACUUCGGCUUGCAGAAGAGGAUAUCAACGCGUAUUGUAAACGAGGUCGUCGGGAUCGCGCGCGUGACUUACGACAUCACCAGCAAACCCCCGGGCACUAUUGAAAUGGAAUAA
Molecule: messenger RNA, 1641 nt
Organism: Metarhizium album ARSEF 1941
Lineage: Eukaryota; Fungi; Ascomycota; Sordariomycetes; Hypocreales; Clavicipitaceae
Product: GMP synthase
Exons: 2
Coding region: 1-1641 (546 amino acids)
Biological process (GO): GMP biosynthetic process
Cellular component (GO): cytosol
Molecular function (GO): GMP synthase activity; GMP synthase (glutamine-hydrolyzing) activity; ATP binding
Source: RefSeq, a predicted model, not a curated record